Molecule: messenger RNA, 4380 nt
Organism: Dipodomys ordii (Ord's kangaroo rat)
Lineage: Eukaryota; Metazoa; Chordata; Mammalia; Rodentia; Heteromyidae
Gene: Ncdn
Product: neurochondrin
Exons: 7
Coding region: 1073-3301 (742 amino acids)
Biological process (GO): regulation of neuronal synaptic plasticity; neuron projection development
Cellular component (GO): dendrite
Source: RefSeq, a predicted model, not a curated record
GGAGCUGCACUAGCCCGGAGCCCGGAGUGGGCAACGCGGCGUGAGCAGCGGCCCCAGGCUCCCACAGCAUCGCGCCCGGAGAAGACUUCGCCGCUCGGGGCCGCAGCCUGGUGAGCUCAGCCCCCCUACAGGUCCUCCCCUGCAUCCCAGCCCGGGCCUCUUGGAGCCGCCGCUGAUCGGUGCCGACUUUCCCGGGGGACCCUAUCGCGACUCCAUCGAGCCAUAUCGCGACAUCACCGUGCCCUGUCGAGACUCCAUUUUGUUACAACCCCUUUUCAAUAUAUAUCUUUAUUUUUUUUUAAUUUGCCCUGUCAUCUUUGGGGGCUGUUCCUCUUCAUGUCGUGAUUUCGCUGUGAUCUCUCCGUGACAUCACCGCGCCAUCGUGAAGUGUGAUCUCAUCGCUGCCCUGUCGUGACUUCAUCAAUGUCGUGUUGUGACCUGGCUGCGGCGGGACAGGUGGUGACCGCCGGGACCCUCUUCCCUUUCUCAUCUCCCCAUCUCAGCAGCCCUACUUCGAUUAUCCGGCUUUUGGAUUCCCUGUUGUCCCGUGACUCUCUGACCCCUCUUGCUUCUCCAGCCCCAGCCUGUAGCGGGACGCGGUGGGCGAAGACCGGGAGGGAGCACAAGGGGUUAAUUCUGCUGCUGCUCCAGAUGCUGGUCCUCCUGCAGCCCUUGCCCAAGAGAAGGAAAGGAGAGAAAGCUAGGAGCUGGUGGGGGUAACUGAGAGCCCUGGCUGGAGGGGUGGGGUCCCCAUAGAAGUCUGCAAGCCUUCCCUUGUGAGAUUAUAUUCACUUCUGGUCAAGCUUAUCUCCUGCCUCCUCUGAAGAAGAGGGGUGAAAGGAAGCUGAAAUGAUGCCCUUUUUCUUCCUUGUCAACCUGAGUCCGGAUAAUCGAACUUCACCCAUGUAUGUCUCCAUUCCUCUCUGUCUGUCCUUACUACUCAUUCAUUCCCUGUGUGCCUCCUGGAGAGAGAAAAACUGGUUUCUGGUGCCACGGGCUGCUGAGCAGUGGAGAUAACCCCCUCCCUCCCCCAGGAGAUUGGUGAGAGCUGUCCAGCUGAGCAUCAGGAUGCAUGGUCCUCCCUUCCCACUUUCUGGAGGUGACCUUGGAGCAGGGUCCCUUCUUCAUCCCAAAGGAUUCACAGUUGGGCAAGGCGGGCAUCAUGGCCUCGGAUUGCGAGCCAGCUCUGAACCAGGCAGAGAGCCGAAACCCCACCCUGGAGCGCUACCUGGGAGCCCUCCGUGAGGCCAAGAAUGACAGCGAGCAGUUUGCAGCCCUGCUGCUAGUGACCAAGGCAGUCAAAGCAGGUGACAUUGAUGCCAAAACUCGGCGGCGGAUCUUUGAUGCCGUUGGCUUCACCUUCCCCAACCGUCUCCUGACCAGCAAGGAGGCACCGGAUGGGUGCCCCGACCACGUUCUCCGGGCCCUGGGCGUGGCCCUGCUGGCUUGUUUCUGCAGUGACCCUGAACUAGCCACCCAUCCCCAGGUCCUGAACAAGAUCCCUAUCCUUAGCACCUUCCUCACAGCCCGGGGAGACCCCGAUGACGCUGCCCGCCGCUCCAUGAUCGAUGAUACCUACCAGUGCCUAACAGCUGUAGCAGGCACGCCUCGAGGGCCCCGGCACCUCAUUGCCGGUGGCACAGUGUCUGCCCUGUGUCAGGCAUACCUGGGGCAUGGCUAUGGCUUUGACCAGGCCCUGGCACUCCUCGUGGGGCUCCUGGCUGCUGCUGAGACACAGUGCUGGAAGGAGGCGGAGCCUGACUUGCUGGCAGUAUUGCGGGGCCUCAGUGAGGAUUUCCAGAAAGCCGAGGAUGCCAGCAAGUUCGAGCUCUGCCAGCUGCUGCCCCUUUUUCUGCCCCCAACAACCGUGCCCUCCGAAUGCCUCCGGGAUCUGCAGGCCGGGCUGGCACGCAUCCUGGGAAGCAAGCUGAGCUCCUGGCAGCGCAACCCUGCACUGAAGCUGGCAGCCCGCCUGGCGCACGCCUGCGGCUCCGACUGGAUCCCAGUGGGCAGCUCUGGGAGCAAGUUUCUUGCUCUACUGGUGAAUCUGGCAUGCGUAGAGGUCCGGCUGGCUCUGGAGGAGACAGGCACAGAGGUGAAAGAGGAUGUGGUGACAGCCUGCUAUGCCCUCAUGGAGUUGGGAAUCCAGGAAUGCACGCGCUGUGAGCAGUCCCUGCUUAAGGAGCCACAGAAGGUGCAGCUCGUGAGCAUCAUGAAGGAGGCUAUUGGAGCUGUCAUACACUACCUGCUGCAGGUGGGGCCGGAGAAGCAGAAGGAGCCCUUUGUGUUUGCCUCGGUGCGGAUCCUGGGUGCCUGGCUGGCGGAGGAGACCUCGUCCCUGCGUAAGGAGGUGUGCCAGCUUCUGCCCUUCCUUGUCCGCUAUGCCAAGACCCUCUACGAGGAAGCCGAGGAAGCCAAUGACCUUUCGCAGCAGGUGGCCAACUUGGCCAUCUCCCCCACCACCCCAGGGCCCACCUGGCCAGGGGAUGCUCUCCGGCUCCUUCUGCCUGGCUGGUGCCACCUGACAGUCGAAGAUGGGCCCCGAGAGAUCCUGAUCAAGGAAGGGGCCCCCUCCCUUCUGUGCAAAUACUUCCUGCAACAGUGGGAGCUCACAUCCCCCGGCCAUGACACCUCAGUUCUGCCUGACAGUGUGGAGAUUGGUCUGCAAACCUGCUGCCACAUCUUUCUCAACCUCGUGGUCACUGCACCAGGGCUGAUCAAACGUGAUGCCUGCUUCACAUCUCUCAUGAACACCCUAAUGACGUCGCUGCCUGCACUAGUGCAGCAACAAGGGCGGCUGCUGCUGGCUGCCAACGUGGCCACCCUGGGCCUCCUCAUGGCCCGGCUCCUUAGCACUUCUCCAGCUCUUCAAGGAACCCCAGCAUCCCGAGGUUUUUUUGCAGCUGCCAUCCUCUUCCUGUCCCAGUCCCAUGUGGCUCGGGCCACACCUGGCUCAGACCAGGCUGUGUUGGCCCUGUCCCCUGACUAUGAGGGCAUCUGGGCUGACCUGCAGGAGCUCUGGUUCCUUGGCAUGCAAGCCUUCACAGGCUGCGUGCCCCUGCUGCCCUGGCUGGCCCCUGCUGCUCUGCGUUCCCGCUGGCCACAGGAGCUGCUCCAGCUGCUAGGCAGUGUCAGCCCCAACUCUGUCAAGCCUGAGAUGGUGGCCGCUUAUCAGGGCGUCCUAGUGGAGUUGGCACGGGCCAACCGGCUGUGCCGGGAAGCCAUGAGGCUGCAGGCAGGCGAGGAGACAGCCAGCCACUACCGCAUGGCUGCCUUGGAGCAGUGUCUGUCAGAGCCCUGAGGGGCAUCGACUGGGGACAGACCCGGGGGCGGGUAGCGAGGGAAGGAGGGAGGAGGCAUCUUCCCUGAAGCCCCCAACUGGACCCCCCUCCCCAGACUUUCCCCCCCAAACACCCCAGCUUUCUGGCUUUUCGGAGGGCAAAGGGCAUGGUGCCCACCCCUCAGGUGUAAGGAGCUGCGUCCCGCCCCCUGGGCCCCCAUGGGGGCAGGAAUCGGCUUGGAAACGAUGAGGUUGUCCCCGCCAGGCCGGGGAAGGUUGGAGCAGCCCCCAGGGAGGGGGCACUAGGUAUCAUUGUGCUCAAUGUCUGGCUUCUCACAGGAGGGAGGUCCCAGGGUAGGCCAGGGCUGGCAGGAGCUGACUGGCUUAGCCCAAGUGCCCUGCCGGCCAGGGCGUGGCCUCCCCUAAGCUGCGGUGCCCCUUCUGGCUCCCCAGGUCCACGCCCUUUAAAUUGGCCAUUUGUCUCUUGCCUUUGGGCAGAGAGCAGGCUCAGGCCAUACAUAGCAGUUUCUUCCUUCCAACUUCAGUGACGCAGGGUCUGACCUGCCUUCCAGGGCAACCUGGGGCAGACAGGCCAGUGGGGGGGUGGGUAACCUCCUUCUACCUGAGCUUCCUUGAAGGGAUCCAAGAGUCCUUGGGCCCGGGUCUCAAGCUUUUGUGUCAUGUUGCAGCAGAGCGACGAUGGGGGUUGGGGGUUAUUUAUUUUGCUUGUCCUUAUCCCCUGCUUGGAUUCCUGAGCAUCUGAUCCCUGUCCCCCCUGGUGCCAUUUGGUCUGGCUGGAGCCAGGAACAGGAGGGACAUCUCCCCAGAGUCUGCAUGUUUCCCCAGUGAUUGCACCCUAUUGCCAACGUGGUGCCUGGCUUCAGCUCCCACCCCUCCUAUGACUCCUCUCUGCAGAGACGCGACUGGCGGCUCCAGCAGGGAAUGUCUUUAUUAUGAACCCGGGGUGGGGGAUGUCCCCCCCCAUACCUGAUCCUUUACUUUUCCCCACCCGACCACCCCCGCCGGUGCGUUCUGUGAUCACCAAGUUCAAAGCUGUGCACAUGUGAACACUCAAUAAAUGUUCAUGGAUGACAAGAGCC